CUACACUACACACAACAAAACGUACGACACACAAGUUACUCUAUAGACAGUAUUUACAGACAAGGCAUUUCGGAGGCCUAACGUUCUAAUAAGAGAAAUCCCACCAGCUUCUGAUAAAGUAUGAAACUCUUAUUUGGCCUCUGUGGGCAUUAAGAGAGAAGCCGCCUUUCUAAAUAAAUGCGAUACAACCUGCAGUCUAAUCUGUCUCUGUGCACCCCAAAUAAAUGGGAGCCCAUCUCCCUGUUCUAGAAAAUGCACCCUAUGCAGGUAUCUUUUACCCAGGAAAUACAAGAUCCUUAAAAACACAGAAUAGCAAACUUUCUCUAAUGUUCAAAUACUUCGCUCUAGUCAGGUUUUGUAGGAAUAGGAGCUCUCGCCUGGUGCAACUCCUCUGGACUCGUCUCCUCUCCUGUCCUCUCCUCCUUCUUCCCUGCUUCUUUUUGUCCUUGUGCUCUUAAUGUGAUCUUGUAUUGUGUGUUUCUGUUCUACUCAUUGACCAUCAGUAACCCCCACAACUUUACCUAGGUUAACCAAGCUAUAAACUUUGCAAUUUUAUUUGCUCAGGGGACCCCCCACAUCUCAACAAACAUCCUCUCUGGUUGAAGCUAGAAGCGUUUACAAUGCCCAGUGUCACAAACAUUAUCUAAAAUCUAAGAGACACUUCUCAGUCAGGAAAAGCUGUAACAGUAUCAGCUGCAGUAUUGGCACCUCCCACAGCCUGCAGUGUCUCCUUUCACUGUACAGGGACACCGGUAUGGAAAAGGUCCCCAACACCACUUACAGUGGCUGCCUGGUUUUCCCUAGAGGUCUCCCGGGCUGUGUCCCUGAGUCCUGACAAGAUCAGGCUGGAGCUGGGCUCACCUGUCCAGCUCUUCUGGAGCUGAGGAUGGAGUUUCACUACAGCAGGAGCAGCAGUGAAAUCACAGGAGCCAAGGAGUCGGAGAGGAAGAUCAUUUUCACCAUUAGCGUCUCAUUGCCCAUGACAAUUCUGUUUGCUCUACAGUAAUAACGCUGACCAGUACAAUGCUAACACUGAUGUGCAUUCCAGCUGGUGUUCGAGGCCGAGGGCGCGGGGGGCGUCGGCACACACAUCGCCAUCGAUGACAUCACCUUCAGUCCUCACAGCUGUCCAGAGCCAGCCUCAGUGUGUGACUUUGAGAGGGGGAUGUGCAGCUGGACUAACACCCAGAACCCCAAGCUGGACCAGCUGGACUGGGACUGGACCAGCACCGAGGUGGAGAGGCAGUACCCCACCCCCCCACAUGACCACAGCCUGGGCACUGUGCACGGUCACUUCCUGUUUCUGCCCAGCAGCCCCCGGGAGACAGCAGGGCAGAAGGCCUGGCUCUUGAGUCCACACCUGCCCCCAACACGUGGCACCUGUCUCCGGUUCUGGGCAUACCGGAACCCCCUGUCCGAGGGGCGGCUCCGUGUGGUCUUGCUGUCCGCGGGGGAGGCUGUGGAGCUCUUUCGGGUGGAGGGCGCCGAGCAGUGGACACGCUAUGAUGUCCUCAUCAGAAGCGAGAGGGAGUACCAGAUUGUGUUUGAGGGGGUCAAGGGUCACUCAGGAGUGCAGGCCCUGGAUGACAUCAUCUACACCCCUGGGGUGAACUGCCCUGGAGAGCAGCCGGACCCGCCCUCCUCAGCUGAGCCUCCUGACAGCACAGCCGGCGUUGUGGCGUCCAUCAUCAUCCUACUCCUGCUCCUAGCCACACUGGCCGUACUGCUCGUCUUCUACCUGCGUCACCGCCAGGGGGCAGCACCGAGCCACACUCCGGAAAUGAGCUUCAAUAACAUCACUUACUCCAGCUCCGACCAGGACAGGGUGAAUAUUCCACCCAUGAGCCUGGGGCCGGCGCAGUAGGGGGGAGGACAGUGCUUUUGCUCUGAUGUGCUUCCUGGAGGCACCUUCAUUCAACUGGGUGACACCACAGCAGGAGAACUGCUUGUGUCACCUGCAGGCUGCCCCCCUAUGGGCUGCAGACACGCUUACACACACACACACCCACAGACUCGCUCACACAGGCUCACUGACAUGCUGACACUCAGACUCACACUCAGACUUGUAGCAUGCACACACACACGCUCAAACACCUGUGCUCACACAAAGACGAACUCGCGCUCACACAGCCUUGCACUCAAGACACCCUCAGUCUCACACAGACAUGUUCAGACUCGCAAUCACUGACUUGUACGCAUGCAGACCUGCACACACAUGCCCUCAGACUUGUACUUGGACACACUUGCAUGCAUCUCACACGAGCACAGAUAGACACUCGCUCACUCAGACUUCUACUCACACAAAGACUCACACUCAUUCACCCACACUUGCACUCACAGACUCAUGCUCACUCAGUCUCACACUCACCCAGUCAUGCGCUCACACCGAGUUGCACACUUGUGCUCACACACAGUCACACUCAGACUUGUGCUCUCAUAGUCAUGCUUACAUUCACAGACACACACACACUCACGCUCAGACACACUUAUGCUCACACUCCGACUCACACAGACUUAACACACUCAUACUCAGACUCACACUCACAUUCGGGUUCAUACCCACGGACUUGCGCUCAAAGACUCAGACUCGUGCAGACUCGCACAACUGACCCGUGCUCAUACUCACACGCACUCAAACAGAUUCACACUCCCACUCGCACACAGACUCGUGCACACCCACAUGGACACAGACUGCGGUGCCGCGAGGCUGACCGAGCUCACCUGCACAGUGCCGGCUGCAGUGGACCAUGGCAAUGCAGGUGGGCAGAGGAGGCCCUGGUGACAGAGGCGGAGCUGUAUCAUGGGGGUGUGGCCAGUUGUUGCAAUGGUCUCAGCCUCAGGUUAUUAUGGCGAUAAUUAUCAUUCAGUAAUGGUGCAAUUAUAACAAUGACUUACGAUCUUGAGUAAAUUUCAGUAGCAUAAAGAUUACGUUUUGUAUAGCUUCAAUGGCUGUACUUUUCUCUUCUCCUAGGUACAGGGAACAGGGCCACAGCACUGACUGUGGUCACCAAUACUGCCCAUUGUAACAGUUUGCAGAAAAAUUACUAAUUUCAGACUCAAUAAAGCAUGAAAAAAUAACACAUUGUCCAUCACUGCGUACUCUGUAUUUGUAUUUGUGUGCGGGGGUAGUUUCACGAGAAACAACCAAGAGUAAUUCCAAAAGGAACGUCCACUUCCCACCUCUGAGGUCACAAGAUGGCAAGUUCAGCUCCACAGCAGGUUAAUUAUUUUAUCAUCCUAAAAACUAAAAAAAAUAAUCAAGCUAUCGUAGGUAGGCAAGGUUACUUUAUCUCACCAUGAACAGCAACUGGGAACUAAUUCUAGUUUACAUAAAUACAUGUCUCAAGGCUACAACAGCAUCCCAGUGGUGAGUUGACCCCAUUGUAUGUAAAUCUGUUAGUUUGUACAUGUGGCGCUGUGUGAGUGCAAGUAUCUGAGUUUGUAAGUGCAUACCUGUGUGUGUGUGUGUGUGUGCCCAUGUGUAUAUGUGUGGGUUUGUACAGUAUGUGCACCUGUGUUAGCUGAGACCCUUUUACUGUCAUUCAUGUGUAUCUCACAUGAAACAAAAGCACAGCCCUUUACAGAAAGGGGUUUUAUUUAGUGAAACAGUGCCGAUGUUACAAGCUGAAAAAAUACAGCAGCUUCUGACAAGGCCCAGGUAACACAUAAUUUCACUAAAUAUUCACAUGGCAGUAAAGUGGCGCGAUUAUGUCUGACAGGAGCUACGACACUAUAGAAAGACCAGUAUCCUACACAAAUUACAUGCGGCAGCAUCUUGGAGCAACAUAAUCUCUAACGCAAAAGCAAAGUUGCACAUGGAAUGAACAAUCCCAUUGAGAUGUCCACUUGACCGUGUCUCUGGGGUGGCUGCAACGCGCCACAGUACAAAACACCACCAACUCUCAGGGACUU
Molecule: messenger RNA, 3912 nt
Organism: Lepisosteus oculatus (spotted gar)
Lineage: Eukaryota; Metazoa; Chordata; Actinopteri; Semionotiformes; Lepisosteidae
Source: RefSeq, a predicted model, not a curated record